AUGGCCACUUGCGUUUUACCAGAUGAAGUUUUCGAAGAAUACAAAAAAUAUAAAAAUAUUAGAAGCCCAAAAAACACUGCUAUUGUUUUUAUGAUUGACCAAAAGAAUGCUCUUUUCAAAAUCGAAGAAGUUUUUGAAGAUAUGUCAUUAGAAAAAUUACAAGAUGAACUUUCAAACUCAUCACCAAGAUAUAUUGUUUAUAUUUAUAAACACACCCAUCCAGAUGGUCGUCAAUCAUUCCCAAUGACUUUUAUCUAUUUCAUGCCAAAAGGUAUUUCACCAACUGUUGCCAUGACAUAUUCAGCCAACAAACAAAACCUCUUUAACAAAUUAGAAGUUCAAAAAUCAUUUGACGCUGAUGAUGUUGAACAAUUAACUGAACCAUGGUUAAUCGAAAGAUUACGUAAAAACUAA
Molecule: messenger RNA, 414 nt
Organism: Dictyostelium purpureum
Lineage: Eukaryota; Evosea; Eumycetozoa; Dictyosteliales; Dictyosteliaceae
Exons: 3
Coding region: 1-414 (137 amino acids)
Biological process (GO): negative regulation of Arp2/3 complex-mediated actin nucleation; actin filament debranching
Cellular component (GO): actin cortical patch
Molecular function (GO): actin binding; Arp2/3 complex binding
Source: RefSeq, a predicted model, not a curated record